Silurus meridionalis is the source of this 1819-nucleotide messenger RNA. RefSeq names its product LIM domain binding 2b (gene ldb2b). Gene Ontology annotation, biological process: negative regulation of transcription by RNA polymerase II; positive regulation of transcription by RNA polymerase II; nervous system development. Bases 79 to 1320 code for a protein of 413 amino acids. The transcript is spliced from 9 exons. Gene Ontology annotation, molecular function: LIM domain binding. NCBI's taxonomy places the organism in Eukaryota, Metazoa, Chordata, Actinopteri, Siluriformes, Siluridae. The record is from RefSeq and is a predicted model, not a curated record. Gene Ontology annotation, cellular component: transcription regulator complex; nucleus.
UUCUCUGUCCCUCCCUCUCUCGCUGCGAUUGGACGGUACGCGCGCGCUCGUUGCCGAACGCAAGGGCGCGUGCGGUAUAUGUGCGUGUUUACGAGCGCCGCGCUCCCACGUGCAGGCGGUGUGUGUGUGUAUGUGUGUGUGUGUGUGUAUGGAGGAAGCGGCGGCCCGCGCGCGGACUCGGCACCCGGGACGAUGAGCGGCGCGCCGCGCGACCCUUUCUACUCCUCGCCGUUUGGCCCGUUCUACCGGAGGCACGCGCCCAGCGCCGCGCAGCCGCAGUACCGCAUCCACGAGCUCAACAAGCGGCUCCAGAGCCGUACAGAGGAUUGUGAUAUACUAUGGUGGGACGCGUUUUGCACCGAGUUCUUCGAGGACGAUGCGGCGUUAACGCUCUCCUUCUGUCUCGAGGAUGGACCAAAGACAUACACAAUCGGACGGGCACUGAUCCCCCGUUUCUUCAGCACACUGUACGAAGGAGGAGUGUACGAGCUGUUUUUCGAGCUCAAGCACACAAAAGAGUCAUUCAACAGCUCAGCCAUCACUGUAGACUGCCACCAGUGCACCAUGAUAACCCAACAUGGCAAGCCCACGUUCACAAAGGUAUGCACAGAAGGCCGACUGAUUUUGGUGUUUACCUUUGAUGACCUCAUGAGAAUCAAGACGUGGCACUUCACCAUCUCACACUAUAAUGAGCUCAUUCCUCGCAGCAUGCUGGCUGUUCAUGCACAAGACCCUGGAGCUCUGGAGCAACUGUCCAAAAACAUCAGCAGAGUGGGACUAACCAAUCUCACGCUGAACUACCUCAGACUGUGUAUGAUUCUUGAGCCAAUGCAGGAGCUUAUGUCGAGGCACAAAACGUACGGCUUGAGUCCCAGAGACUGCCUAAAAACAUGCCUCUUUCACCAGUGGCAAAGGAUGACAACACCACCAGUCGGACCUUCGCCUAACUUUAAGACUGAAAUGUUUCAGCCAAGUUCCAAAAAAUCGGAAGCAGCCAAACCUACAGCAAAGAGAAGAAGGAGGCGGAACUCAGCUGGUAGUGCAUCCAGUAGCAGCGCAGGAAACAGCAAGAAACGCAGCCCAGCCAAUAGCUUCAGUUUGCCCACACAGGAUGUGAUGGUGGUGGGGGAGCCCUCUCUGAUGGGAGCCGAGUUGGGAGACGUGGACGAGCGUCUGAUCACCAGGCUGGAGAACGAGCAGUACGACCCUGCUGGCUGUCUCCGGGACGACGGUCGCCAUGACUACACCAACUUGCAGGCACUCGGCAACAGCAACCGGGACGGUGAGCCCACCGCCGUGGCGAUGCAGCGGCCGGAGUAAUGAGGAAUGGAUCAAGUGAGGGGUGCGAGAGCGCAUGUUCAUCUGGGGAUGGAGAGAAGGAAUGUGUGUGUUUGUGGGUGUGUGUAAGAGUGUGUGAGGGAGCAUGUGAGCAUUUUUCUCAGUCUUCAUCACAACCAACAGAAAUCAAUGUAAAAGGAAAUGAUCACCACCACACAUUUGCAUUUCAUAAGAAAGCUUUAUAAAUAAGCUGCGCUAUUAACUACUUUCAUAACAGAAUUUUUACGCUUACGAUUCAGUAACGAUUCAGCCAAUAUGUUAUGUUUGUUUUUUGGCUUUCCAAAACUGACUUUUAACUGUCUAGUUUGUGAAUGUUGUGAUUUUUUACUGCUGCGAAUUUUUAUUUCGGCCCUUUUAUUACUUAAUUGUUUAAUGCAUAAUGUAAAAUACCUGCAGGUAUGUGUAUUUACCAUUAAGUGUAUAAUUUUCUGUAUGCUUUUCAACUAUUUGCAUCAAUAAAUUGUGUUUGGUUAUGACAACA